Capronia epimyces CBS 606.96 is the source of this 1551-nucleotide messenger RNA. RefSeq lists its product as uncharacterized. The transcript is spliced from 4 exons. The record is from RefSeq and is a predicted model, not a curated record. Lineage: Eukaryota; Fungi; Ascomycota; Eurotiomycetes; Chaetothyriales; Herpotrichiellaceae. Gene Ontology annotation, cellular component: membrane. The coding region runs from base 1 to 1551 and encodes 516 amino acids. Gene Ontology annotation, molecular function: carbohydrate:proton symporter activity. Gene Ontology annotation, biological process: carbohydrate transport; transmembrane transport.
AUGGCCCGGGUGACCUUGUAUAACAAGCUCAUCGUGGCCUUCGUGGCCCUUGGCUCAUACUCAUAUGGCUACUCCUAUGCCGUCUUCGGUACUUCCAUCGGGAUGCCGGGUUUCUUCCUGUACUUUGACCUAGAUCCCGACAGCAGCUACACCGCGGGCAUCAUCGGUACUGUCAAUUCGCUGUUUGCCGCGGGAGCUGCCUUCGGUGCCAUCUUCCAGGGCUGGCUCGCCGACUGGAUUGGUCGCAAAAACAGUUUUGCCGUCGCCGCCCUCAGCUCGCUCGUGGGAUCAGCCUUGUUCGCAGGAAGUGUCGACGUGCCGAUGCUGGUGGUGUGCCGCUUCAUUAAUGGCUUUGGCCUGGGAAUUCUACUCUCUCUGGUCCCCUUGUACAUCGCCGAAGUCGCGCCGCCACGUCACCGAGGUGCCAUGGCCUCAUUCACCGCCGUUGGCUUCGCUGGUGGCUAUUUCAUAUCCGCUUGGGUAGGCUAUGCCUGCUAUUUUGCCAAAUCUUUGACGGUCCAGUGGAGACUUCCACUGGCAUUGGCUGUCGUUGGUCCCAUCUUUGUCAUGGCCGGUGUCUGGUGGCUUCCCGAGUCGCCCCGGUAUCUGAGCUGGAAGAAUCGCAACGACGAAGCAUGGGAGAUCAUCCGGAAAAUCCACCACGAUCCCGAGGACGCCCACGACUCUGCCGCCCGUGCGGAAUAUAUUCAGAUCGUCAAACAGGUGGAAUUCGACAAGACCAUCUCAUCCGGCUACAUUGACAUGUUCCGCCGUCCAUCCUGGAGGAAGCGGUCGCUUCUUACCAUCUUCCUCAUUUUCGCCAUGCAGUCCGCCGGAAUUCUCGGCAUUACCAACUAUGUCGUCCUCAUCUGCCAGAGCCUUGAUCUCACAGGGUCCAUGCCCCUGCUCAUGUAUGCCCUUUAUGUCGUGGUUGCAGUCUCUGGCAACUGUUUCAACCAGUUCGCGAUUGACCGGCUGGGACGGCGGAAAAUGUUUUUGAUUGGUCUCCCUGUCACAGGAGGUUGCCUCCUGGCCGAGGCUCUGUUGCAGAGGCAAUAUGUGGGAACGGACCACAAGGCCGGGCUCGGCGCCGCCUUGUUCUUCGUCUUUCUCUUCGGCAUCUGUUAUGGCUUCUUCCUGGAUCCGACCCAGUUUGUGUGGUGUUCCGAAGUCUUCCCCACCACCCUCAGGGCCAAAGGGCUAGGCUUGUGUUUCUUCACCUAUUUCAUCGGCGCCAUUACCUACACCACUCCGGCGCCCACGGCCUUCAAGAAUAUCGGAUGGAAGUACUAUCUCGUCUGGGUGGCUUGCGACGUCGUGUCUGUGGUCCUGGUCUAUUUCUUUCUUCCUGAGACGGCCGGCCUGUCCCUGGAGGAAGUUGGUCAACUGUUUGGAGACACGGUGGUGGUGCACCUGACCAAGGACGGUCACGGUUUGGUGGAGAUGGAUCAACUGGACAAGUACGAUGACAAGACCCCCACCGAGACUCGAGAGAUUGAGCGUGUCGAGGGAGAGGGAGAACUGCACAGCAUCCCGAAACAGUCGGCUUAG